AUGGCUAGUAUUUGCAAGUUGCCUCCCAAUAGCUCACCAAUUAAGGGGAAUGAUACUACGGCUGUCGCAACACCUGGUCCAUUCGCCAUUCCCGUAGAAGUGCCUCGAAAGUCGUUUCCCACUGCGAUCAUUGUCGGUGUGAAGAAAGCUGGCACCAGGGCUCUUCUCGAAUUUCUUCGACUUAAUCCGAAUAUUCGAGCUCCAGGACCCGAAGUGCAUUUCUUCGACAAGAACUAUCAUAAAGGACUGGAGUGGUACCGGUCUCAUAUUUGGCUGUUUGCCUCAAGGGGAAUGGUCAGUCGAAGUCUAUUAGCAUGGAGACUAAUCACAUUAUGUGUUCCCGGUGGUGCUAUAAUUAUCCCUAAGAUGCUAGGCCUAAUUGAAGGACACUGCAGCGCAUCGUCGUGGCUACUUGCCAACCACUCAAUCAACAAACCACACAAACAUGUGAAUAUUCGCGCAACGAAAAACAUACGGAUGGAUUACCGUAACGCGCUUACGGUUCCCGUAUUGCGUCAUGAUACCAGUAGGGAUUCAUCAAGUACUUGGGCUAAGCCGCCAUCUGACUACCAACGAUAG
Ostertagia ostertagi is the source of this 579-nucleotide messenger RNA. The record is from the annotation of a GenBank genome assembly. Lineage: Eukaryota; Metazoa; Nematoda; Chromadorea; Rhabditida; Trichostrongylidae.